Messenger RNA from Paramuricea clavata, 1959 nucleotides. NCBI's taxonomy places the organism in Eukaryota, Metazoa, Cnidaria, Anthozoa, Malacalcyonacea, Plexauridae. The record is from the annotation of a GenBank genome assembly.
AUGGCGCCAGACACAACACUACAACGAUAUGAAAUCGAUAGCUUUAAAAACACCAAUUGUAAACGUGUUCCGUUCGAAGAAUUGGAUUUUACGAUCUACAAGCCUAAUGCUAACCAUGUAGCAUUUUCAACCACGGAAAUACGUCUUUUAUCAUGGAUCAAAGCCUUGUACCUUCGCUACUACAAACAUGACGGUUUCAACAACGCCGACAUUAGUCAAUGGGCUGAACAAGAAAACGCGAACAGCCCGAGCAAAUGUGACAAAAUCACAAUAACUAUCCUCGUAAAUGACAACGUUAAUGCUCUAACCAUCACAGUUAACAUUUCUACGGGACGCAUCGAAGCCAAAGGACGAUAUAUCAAAGAAUGGGGAGCGAAGGAAUUUGAGCAUCUGCUCGGCAUGGUGAACAAGCCAGAUGAGACGUGGGACGCCGAAAGCAUCAAACCCUUCAUGAAGAUGAUCACAAACAAAGAAAAAACAAGCCAACAACCAUCUUCUCCCACUGAGAAAGCACCAACAAAAACCUCUGAAGAGAAUAUGACCCCGACUACAUCUCGAGAAAUGACAUUCUCUUUAAUGAAAUCACAACUUUCAAACCUCGAGGCAGAAUUCAUCUUAUAUAAAGAAAACAAUCAGAAUGCAAUUUCAGAACUCUCUGUCUCGAUAGAAAAGAAAGAUGAAGAGAUAAGUUACCUAAAAGAUGAGAUAAUGGCUUUAAAAUCUGCUGGCAAAGAAAAGCAGCAAAUUAUAAGUGACCUAACAGUAAACCAGUUGCAAAUUAAAGAAGAUAUUAAUGCCAUGAAUAAACGAUACAAAAAAAUCGAAGAAAAAAACACAAACUUAUUAAAAAUGUUGAAUACAAAACAAAAAGAAUCCCAACCUGAAAUUCCCACAUGGGCGUCGAUGUCCUCCAAUAACCCAACCAAGACAUACAGCGUCCCAACAUCAAACAGCUUUGAACCCCUUUCCACCAAAGAUCACACCGAAACAACACCAACACAAACCGACAUAACUAAAGAGAACCCCCAAACAAAGAAAGAGAACCCCCAAACAAAUAUAAGCAGCUCCCAAACAAGUAAAGACAACCCACAACCAAAGAAGGACAGCCCUCAACCCGCAAUUAACAGCUUACAACCGAAGAACAACAACCUUAAACCACAGAACAACACCACUCAAUCUAAUAAAGAUGACCAACAACCAGAUAAACACGACACCACAACAACCCAUAAAUCCAAUAAUACAGAAACCAUCAUCCUAUGUGAUAGUAAUGGACAUUAUCUGAAACCAAAAUUACUUUGCCCAAACUCAACAACCAGUUAUAUCCGAUGCCCCACAGUUGCCAAAGCAAAGCACAUAAUUCAAAACACUAACUUUACUAACCCGAAAAAUUUUAUAAUUCAUUGUGGAACCAAUGACAUUGAACACCUACCACCAGACCAAAACCUUGCCACUGAAAUUGAGGAUAUUACAAAACUAAUUAGAGGAAAACACCCAGAAUGCAGAAUCAUCAUUUCCUCUUUAUUACCAAGAAAAGAUGAAUUAAAUAAAAAUAUCCCUCUCAUCAACAAUGGAAUCGAAAAAGCUUUAGCAACCAUACCGAAUACCACCUUUAUUCACCACAACAACAUUAACAUCGACAAGGAUCUCUACGACAAGAAACACCUCAAUGAAAAUGGAGUAAAAGCUUUCGCCAAAAAUAUCAAAGCUGCCUAUUUCAAUACAACACCGAAGAAAACACCUAAUAGAAAAAAUUACCCCGACUUCACCCAACAACAGAAACGCCCUUUACACAACAAUCAACCCCACCCAUUUAUUCCUAACUACCACUACCCACCAUUCACACCCGUUGUCAAGUUACCACCACCUCACAUAAAUAUGCAACAAAUGGCGAAAGGAAAUUUAUCAUUCCAACCAUCAUUUCCUCAGAAACCCACACCCACUCACUACCACCUCAAUUGA